This is a messenger RNA of Metarhizium acridum CQMa 102, 8382 nucleotides long. Lineage: Eukaryota; Fungi; Ascomycota; Sordariomycetes; Hypocreales; Clavicipitaceae. The record is from RefSeq and is a predicted model, not a curated record.
AUGUUUUCUCCAUUGGCAUAUCCCGACGGCGCAAUGCUAUACGAUCUUAUAACUUACGUGCCUCCUGUGUCGCACCUUGCCUUGUCGCCAUUUGAUUUAUACCGCGAACCACUCGUACUUAUUGCGCUAGCGGACGGAGAGGAGCUUCAGGACAAGACGUUUAGCAAGAGGUAUUCGGCAAGUAGGGCAGCGACAACUGUUGAGAGAAAUGUACAUGCCUUGUAUCAAGAAUUGGAGGAGUUGAGAGACAAUUUUCCCAAGGUUCUGGUACACCAAGUCGUGAUUUUUGAUUACAUUUCUCCCGAGGGAGUGAACGUUCAUAUGCCAGAAGGGAUACUGUCUGUUCCACCCAAGGACAUGCGAAAGCGAACGACUAUGAAGACGGUAAUGUGUGAUAUCUCGUCAUUAGUGUUAGCGGAGAUGACGACGUUGGCGAAAUCAUUCGAAGCAAUGUCUACGAUUGAAUCUCCAGGGUUGUAUGCGGCGAAAAACAUGAAUGGCAAUGCAUGGGGCGGCAAUGGAGACGGAAGCCUGGCGUCACUGUCACGUCGAAACUCACAGUUUUCGCUGCCCCAGCAACUGUCACGGUCUAGCUCGGCAUCGAGUGUUGCGGACAAGACACAGGCAAGACUGUCUAUGCCGCCUACAACAUCGAGAUCACCUAGUAAUGCGGCUGGACGGCCGUCAACGCCUCCACGGAGUGGAUUAUCUGCCACGCCCAUGAGUCCUGACGGUGGACAGAGUGGAUCUAGCACUGGACCAUCAAGUCCGGAUCAGAAGACGCAGAGGUCUGAUGUGAACAGCUCACGCGAUCUCAGUCGAGAUCGAGUGUCUGUACAAGGGUUUGGGCCUGGUGGUGCCAAUGAUCGAUGGAGGUUGCGUGGCAAAGGACGCACGUCCGUGCUCAUCGGGUCCAUGUAUUUGCUGGCAGGAAGAUGGAGCGACUCCCUCAGGGAACUCUCCGAAGGCGCAACAGCUGCUCGCUCAUUAAACGACCAUAUUUGGCAUGGAAAGGCUCUCGAGCUUAUCAUCAUGAACCUUGUACUCCUGGGCUGGUCGAAACUGGAGUUCCAAGUACCAACCGUCUGCUUGCCGAACCACGAGAGGUCUACGAGCAUGUCGGAAGUUCUGAAAUCAGAACCAGACAGCGCCAAUCAUUCACAGCCUAAGCACAUACGCCAUCUGCAGAAUCUGCUUCCUGAGCUCCUCGAUAGAAUCUUGGGUUUGUUUUCUCGAAUAUCUAGUGAAAACCUGCCGCCCCUACCUCUGGCUGAGACCACUGUUCGAUUUUGCAAACUGCAGUCAGCGAUGCAUUUUAGCGGCGGGAAGUUGGAUCAGAAGGCAUUCAACGCUAUUGUCACGGGUGAACUGCCGACCCAGACUCUAACAACCUCUCCUCGGUUUACUGUGACACCAUCAAGACAGCAAAUUGUGAACAUGUUGUUCAAAGCAUUUCCGUCGUCUGGCACGGAACUUCUCACAACUGCUGACAGAACGUCAAUAUUGAGCGGUAUUGCGAAUGUGCUUGGGGCAUUAGGGUACCACCGGAAAAAGGCCAUGGUGAUUCGUGAGCUGGUAUCGGUCCUCAUUGCCGGUCUUGUGGAGGCUCGUACUCGUGGUGCUGCCGAGGCAGGUAUUCACCCUGCGGCAGGUUUGGUCUCCCUGGUUCCAGGUAGUGACAGAACCAGCACAGCGGGAGUUGCAUUGGAUCUUGGCGAGGGCGACAUCGAGCAUGGCAUCGAGCCGUUCUUGGAGCUAUUAUGCAGGUCUUAUGGUGUCGUUGGCUUCGACAUGCGCAAGGAGCGGGACAGAGCUGACGAUUCCGACAAUACAACUGUUGCAAGGGUUCUUAUCCAGUCAUCGACACGGUUCUUUGGAUUCACUGAAAUCAAACUAAACAUCCUCAGAGCAUGCAUCAACUUUUCCGAGGCACUCCCAGAUUUCGACGGUGUCCUAAAAUUUUCCAGCGAUCUUAUGCGAACGGCUGGCUCUGGAAUCGCUCCCGGUCCUAAGCGCGAAGACGCGGCGCCACACAUCCAUAAAGAAGAACAGGUCCGCCUUGUAACGAAUAUAGUGCGAACAGCUGCUCUCACGGAGCGAAUUGGCCUGGAAGGUCUUGCGGCCGAGUACUGGGAUGAAUUCCUCGUUCGAGGCAUCGCGUUAGAGCCGCUGCCCAGUGCGCGAACGCCGAUCCCUCAUGCGAAGAGUGUGCUCCCCGGCGCGAACACCUCGAGAGCUUCGCAAGACGUCAAUCCGUUUAUUUAUAAUCCUUUCUUGAAGGAACCAGACGAAGUAGCCGCGGAGAACCUAGUAGCUGGCGAAUUGGCCACGUUCAAAGUCACGCUGCAAAAUACAUACGACGUAGAAGUGGACAUUGAAAGCAUGCGACUCGACACUGACGGCGUUGACUUUGAACCGGUUCCAGAAAAUGUGAUUUUAGGGCCCUAUCGAACGCAACUCGUACGGCUGAAAGGCCGUCCAAAGGCUUCCGGCUCCAUCAAGAUUACGGGCGCUGUGAUCAAAAUACGCGGGUGUCGAGAACGCAGAUUCCCCAUUUUUGCUAGGCAUUGGACGCCAUCGCGGGCCGGAAAGAUUAAAACCAAGGGUCCGCCUGCACUAGAAAGUAGCAGCGGAGCGGCGCCUGUGAAACCAGAAACGAAGGUUCUGAAUCUAAAUGUUGUACAGCCUCAGCCUCUAGUGGUUGUCAAGUCGACCAGUCUAGCUCAGUCAUCAAUCAUGAUCCUCGAAGGCGAAAAGCAAGUUUUUACUGUAACGUUGCGGAACACAUCUACCACUACACCUGUGGACUUUCUGCUCUUUUCAUUCAAGGAUUCUACGCAGGGUCCGUUGCAGGCAGCGCUAGAGAACCGUGAUGCUACGCCGGCUGAGCUUUACGAGUACGAGUUGGUCCUUAUGAAGAGACAGGCUUUAAGGCUCCCGCGAAACAAUCAAAACCGAUAUAUACCACCGGGUGGAGAGGCGACUUUUGAGUUUGAGAUUCUGGGCAAGCCUGGUUUGACACACGCCGCAAUUCAAGCGGACUAUACAUGUCUUGGUGUCCCACGGGACGAGGUGACGGAACAGUUUUACACGCGUCAAGUAUUGCUGGAUUUGACUGUCACAGUGAAUGCCAGUGUUGAGCUUUCUCGUAUCGAUGCUGUUCCUGUGCAAGGACGGGUUCCACCAGCCUUGUUAAAGAGAGUGGGUGCCGAUGAAAGGACGGCUUCCCCAGACAAGUAUUUCCUUCUAGCCGUGGAUCUGCGCAAUGCAUGGCCAAGUCAAAUGUUGGUCCAGUUGGAAGGCGAAGAUGGAAUGAUGGUCGGGGACAGCAUCCUCCCCGGAAAGACAAGCAGGAUCGUCAUCCCAAUAAAGAGAGUAUACCUCGAGGAUCCUCACGAAUCAGUGCCGACUCUCAAUCCAUCACGCAACAGACAAUUUGUCGUUAGCACAAGCAAAAUCUCGCCGGACAUGGAGCGCGCGAACCGCGAGGCCUUUUGGUACCGGGAAAAGCUGCUUGAAAAUCUAAAGGCGACAUGGCAGACGACGUCGGUGCCUAAACGAAAUGGUGUGGUGGAACUGCGCAAUAUUCGGCUAACCCCCCGAAUGAUAGAAGCCAUCAAGUGUGACGAGGUGGACAUUGCCAUAUCGAUAGACGGAGCGCCGGACAACAUCGCGUACGUGGAUGAGUUUAUGCAGAUGAGGGUGCAAAUCGCAAACAGGGCAGCCAAGCCCAUAUUGCCGCUCAUCAGGUUGAUGCCGGCGCUAUGCCACCGGCCACUCAACGUGGCACUCGACUAUACCAGGAAGUUUGCAUGGAACGGGGCUUUGCAGCAGCAGCUCCCCGAACUCAAGGGGCACCAAGCGACAGAAUUCGUGAUUGGCGUGACGGCGCUUUGUCGUGGCGAGUUUGAAUUGGCGGCAUCUGUGGAAGAGGCGCGAGUGCUUGACGACGGGCUGAAGGAAGGCCGAGAGUCGGAGCGCCGGCGAUCAGAUACCCAAAAGUUGAUGGAUGCCGCACUGGGAGUCAAGGAAAGGAGGGUGUGGGUAGCAGAUGAGAGUGUGGGAUUCGAAAUGCUAUGUAUGGAAUGGGGCGCAUCGGUUUGCCUCGAAGAGUGUUUUGCGGUUAUUGAGUAUAAGUUAGUAAAUGUGCUGCUAGUACGAAGGCGCUUCCUGGUAUUGCCGCACUCCUUGUAUUUCAUGUGGUCAUGGUGGGAUGCGGUUGUGAACAAUAAAGACACGGUGCACGGGCCAUCCAAACGUUUGUCCACAAUGUCAUCACUUCACCUUGCCGUGAAAUGUUCCUCGUCAGCUCCAACUGCAAACCGCACCACACAGGCAUGCAUGAGCAACGUCGUAAAUCAUGGCGUAGCCCGCACAUUUCGAGUGCGCACCGAAGAGCAGCGGUUACAGGACCUCGAAAAGAUCCGAAAAUACCGCGCCCUGGAAGAUGAGGUACGAGCCAAGGCGGCGUCUGCAGCCUACACGCCGGAGCUCUUCCAGCUCACCAGCAAGCUCCUCAGCAUCAACCCCGAGUACUACACGAUAUGGAACAUCCGCCGUCGCUGCCUGCUCUCCAGCCUGCUUUCCCACCAGCCGCCAGACACCCGCGACUCCGCGCCGGACGACGUCGAGCAGCAAGCGUCGUCGGACGGCAGCGUCCUGCAGUCCGAACUCAGCUUCACCAUUCCGCUCCUUAUGCAGUCCCCCAAGUGCUACUGGAUCUGGAACUUCCGGCAAUGGACGCUGUCGCAGGCCAUCCUCAGACUGCCCGCGCCCGCCGCACGCCAGAUAUGGGAGACGGAGCUGGGCCUGACGUCCAAGAUGCUGGACAGGGACCAGCGCAACUUUCACGCCUGGAGCUACCGGCGGCUCGUCGUCGGCAGGCUGGAAAGCCCCGAGCUGCAGGGCCGGAGCAUGGCCGAGGAGGAGUUCUCGUACACGACGCGCAUCAUACACCGCGACCUGUCCAACUUUUCCGCCUGGCACAACCGCAGCCAACUGAUAUCGCGGCUGCUUGAAGAGCGGGGGGCCGGCGCCGAGCAGAGGGCUGCGAUGCUCGUCGAGGAGCUGCAACUCGUGAGGGAGGCGCUGAAUGUCGGGCCCGAGGACCAGAGUCUGUGGUAUUACCACCAGUUUUUGGUGUCGCAAAUCGUCAAUCGUGGCGGCUUUGGGGGCACCUUUGUGCCGGACUUGACUGCCGACGACAAGGUUGCUUACUUGGGCCGUGAGAUUGACGAGAUCAAGGAGCUGCUGGAGGACUAUGACGACAUCAAGUGGAUUUACGAGUCGCUUCUGGAGUAUACGCUGGCCCUGGGGCGACUGGAUCAAGGCCGCGGCAGGGCUGGGGACUUGCGAGGGUGGCUGGCAAAGCUGCGGGUUUUGGAUCCCAUGCGCGUUGGGCGGUGGAAUGAUGUCGAGAGGCAGGUUGAUCUCGAGCCGAGAGCACAUUGGCAAAGGGCUCAAAUGUUCAUUCAUGGAUGCAUUCCCCAUGACAGCUGUCACCGGGUGCCAAGUGGGGCGGGCGUUUUUUCUCGGGACAAGCCACCAGGGUUCUUCGGGUUGGCGCGGCAAAAGUCCAUGAAGAGACCUGGAACGCUGAGCAACAGCAACAGCAACUUUUUGUUUUGGUUUCCGGCAUCGGCUGCCACCAUUGCCAUUGCCAUUGCCAUUGGCAGCUGCAACCCGCAGCAAAACGACGCUGCUGUCGCAUCAGACAUCACAAAAGGUGCGAUGGGCGUCAUCUCGAGCACGCCGACAGCGGAGGAACUACCGGCGCAUGGUGUCGAUACCAGCGGCGCCGGGCGUCGCAUCUUGUUCUUGGACGCCUAUGACUCCUUCACCAACAACAUCGUCUCCCUUGUCAAGGAUGCGCUCGGCAGCAACGUCAGCGUCCAUGUCUUGCACAUGGACCUCAGGACCAUCGACUCCGACUCCACGCCCAAUUGGACCAGGCAGCAGUUUCUGGACCGACUCUCCGACUUUGACGCCAUCGUCUGCGGACCCGGGCCGGGAUCGCCUCUCCAUGACGCCGACGUAGGCGCCUUCAAGCUUCUCUGGGACCUUCCGAGGGAGCAAUCCGUGCCUGUUCUUGGCAUAUGCCUGGGUUUUCAAAGCCUGGUGGAGCAUUUCGGUGGUAACAUUCGACGGCUUCGGAGGGGUUUGCACGGCAUGGUUCGGGAGAUUGACCAUGUCCAGGUGCCGCCUACCGACAUCUUUGACAAGGUGCCUCGGUUCAAGGCGACCUUGUAUCACAGCCUGUGCGCGGAUAUUGGACAGGACGACGUUCCGGAACGGGAUUGGCCGACGGCGCGAUGGCUGCCGUCCAAACAGGCUCCGGAGCUGCAGCCCCUGGCGUGGAUUCUAGAAGACUAUGACGGCGAAAACAGGCACGACCCAGAGCGUAUUCUAAUGGCUGUUCGGCACACCACAAGGCCGUUAUGGGGCGUUCAGUAUCAUCCCGAGUCUGUGUGUACUGACGCCGCUGCGAAGGGUGUGAUACGCAACUGGUUUCGCCAGGCCCUGAAGUGGAAUGAAGCGGCGAGACGAGAGGUCCGGAGGAAGCCCAGCGUCGGCCACGUUGACAGCUUGAACCCAUCCAACCAUAGUCCGCCUGGGUUGGAUUCUGGACGCAAGCUGUCCGCUUGCCCGUGGUGGAACGAUUUGCAGUCUGAUCUGGCCCGACGAGGUAUUCGGCCGGGAUAUGCUUGUCGGCAAAUAAAACUACCUGGAGGUGUGGAUACGGCGGACAUUGCAGAGGUGCUUGGUCUUGGCUACAAAGAUACUAUUAUUCUAGACUCGUCGAGCACUAUCAAUGGUGACCCUCUGGCCAGGAGUUCCGUUAUUGCUCUGGGUGUCGAUGAAGCCCUGCGUCUGGAAUAUCACGUAGGCGACAGCCACCUGGUUCUCCGGCAGCCCGCGGCGUCUGGACGACCAGAAAAAUCACGGCGGAUCUACCUUGGAGAGGAUGUCGAUCCCUGGAGCCCCUGGCAUGUCAUGUCGGAGUAUUGGCGCUGGAGAAAGGUGUCUGAAGAUGACCAUACGCCGACAUUCAAAGGCGGUUUCAUGGGUUUUGUUACGUAUGAAAUGGGUCUGAGUACCUUGAGUCCCGGGUCCGUUUCCAAGGCGCGCGGGCACCAUCGACCUGACCUUUGCAUGGCUUGGGUCUCAAAAAGCGUCGUGCUUGAUCACCAAGCGGGCGUUGCUUAUGUGCAAGCCCUCACUUCAGAAGACUGCGACGGCUUGUGGAUAGACGAUGUUGUUCAAGCCAUCGAGACUUCCCAUGCGUGGCAGCACCCUGGCUAUGAGCGAGGCCCUGAUGCCAAGUCUCGCCGCUCCAACGAAGCUCUGCUCGACCAUGUACGCAAGGGAGGGGGCCGUUUACAUGUUUCUGUCCCGGACUCAGAUGGGUACGAGUCCGAUGUCAGCAAAUGCCAGGACUACAUCAGAGACGGUGAAUCCUACGAGCUCUGUCUCACUGCGCAGACAACCAUGACCAGACCACGCGGCAACGAUCAGCCGCACCACACGCGAACAUCGCCUGCACCAAGGGAGCAGUCAUCAUCCCGUAAGCUGCCGCCAGUCGACGAGGCGUGUCAGCAUGGAACGCCGUGGCAAAUUUACCGUGCCCUGAGAGCGCGACAACCGGCACCAUUCGGCUCUUUUACUCGCCUCGGCGGGGCGACCAUCAUCAGCAGCUCUCCAGAGCGAUUCCUAAUGCACGACCCCAAGGGCCUCUGUUCCAUGCGGCCGAUGAAGGGGACGGUCCGCAAGUCGUCUGCAGUAUCGACAUUGGCACAAGCCGAAGAGAUUCUCCACGUACCCAAGGAGGAGGCAGAGAAUCUCAUGAUUGUCGAUCUCGUACGGCACGAUUUGUACGGCGUGUGCGGUGCACAAAGCGUAACCGUGCCCGACUUGCUGCGGGUGGAGGAGUACGCCAGCGUCUUCCAAAUGGUGACGGCCGUGAACGGCCAGCUCCCCGCGGAGAAGCUCGAGGCGGGAACGGACCCAACCCGAGGCGAGUUCCCCUUUACCGGCAUGGACGUCUUGGCGAGCUGCUUGCCGCCGGGCAGCAUGACGGGCGCCCCCAAGAAGCGCAGCUGCGAAAUCCUGCAGACUAUCGAGCCCACCGAGCGCAGCGUCUACUCUGGCGUCAUUGGGUAUCUGGAUGUGCAAGGGAAAGGCGACUGGAGUGUCACGAUCCGCACCAUGUUUCGCUGGGACGACGAACAGGCCCCCGCCCAGGAUGGUGAGCUUGAACCUCGCGAGGUCUGGCGGAUCGGUGCUGGCGGUGCAGUGACAACGCUCAGCACGCCCGAGGGCGAACGAGAAGAGAUGUUUACAAAGCUGUGCGGGCCGCUGGGCACAUUUUCAGACGUUGCAUAG